Messenger RNA from Gadus chalcogrammus (walleye pollock), 3482 nucleotides. RefSeq names its product probable E3 ubiquitin-protein ligase TRIML1. The transcript has a single exon. Gene Ontology annotation, molecular function: protein binding; zinc ion binding. The coding region runs from base 177 to 1856 and encodes 559 amino acids. The record is from RefSeq and is a predicted model, not a curated record. Lineage: Eukaryota; Metazoa; Chordata; Actinopteri; Gadiformes; Gadidae.
GUUAGGGUUGGGAGAGGAGAGGACCUGUUGUUCAGGAAACGAAACUUAAGGUUCGUAGAAACCAAAGACAACCGACGUGGAAGCAGUUCUCUCUUUCAGGAGAAAAAUGAAACGCAAUUGGUCUGACAGACUGAAAACACAACAAGGUGAGUAAAUCAGCACAAGAUAAGGAAUUGAUGGAAUUAGAAAUAUAUAAUUGCUCAAUACAUAAACCUUGUCGUCUGUGUCUAGGAAUGGCCUCUGCUAACACUUCCUGGUCUGAGGAGAACUUUUCAUGUUCCAUCUGUCUGGAUGUGUUCAUCAGUCCAGUUACCACACCAUGUGGACACAACUUCUGCAGAACCUGUAUUAAAAAGUUCUGGGAUGAACAAGUCCAGUACAAAUGUCCGGUUUGCAACAAGCUUUUCGGCACAAAACCUGAUCUACAGGUCAAUACCUUCUUAUCAGAGCUGGCUGCUCAGUUUAGAACAACCGUACAAGUAAAAGAGAAGCCUUUUGUUGAACCAGCAGAAGUUCCCUGUGACGUCUGUACUGGGACCCAGCUGAAGGCCGUGAAGUCCUGCCUAGUGUGUCUUAUCUCUUACUGCCAAACCCACCUAGAGCCACAUCAGAGAGUCGCUGGCCUGAAGAAACAUCGGCUGGUCGAGCCUAUGGACCGGUUUGAAGACAAGAUGUGUAAGAAACACGACCGACUUCUGGAGCUCUUCUGCCAGACUGAACAGGCGUGUGUGUGUCUGUUGUGCACAGUGACAGACCACAAGUCCCAUCCUGUUGUACCUCUAAAGGAGGAAUAUGAAGUGAAGACGGCCCAGCUGGGGAAGAUAGAGGCUGAAGUUCCGCAGAAGAUCCAGGAGAGAAAACAAAAGAUUAAGGAGAUCAAAGAUAAAGUGGAACUGAGCAACAAAGACGCAGACAGAAAGAUAGCCCAUGGUGGGCAGGUCUUCACUGCUCUGAUAGGCUGUGUUGAAAAGGGCCGGGAUGAAUUCAACCAAACGGUUAAAGAGAAACUGAACUCCACAGUGAAACAAGCUGAAGACCUCAUCAAAGAGCUGGAGCAGGAAAUAAAAGAUCUGACCAAUAGAAGCUCAGAGGUGAAGCAGCUCUCACAGACUGAAGACCACCUCCACUUCCUCCAGGCCUUCAGAUCCCUGAAAGAUCCUCCACCCACCAGGGACUGGACGACGGUGGAGGUUCGUCCUCCGUCAUACGCAGGGACCUUGAGGAGAUCCCUGGAUCAGCUGGAGGAGACACUGAACAUGGGGAUGAAGAAGCUGCGUGAUGCUGAACUGAAGAGGGUCCAGCAGUAUGAAGUAGAUGUGACUCUGGAUCCUGAUACAGCUAAUCCCAAGCUCAUCCUGUCUGAGGAUGGGAAACAAGUACAUGAUGGAGGUGUGUGGAAGAGACUCCCAGACAACCCUGAGAGAUUUACACAGAAAAUGUAUGUUCUCACAAGGCAGAGCUUCUCCUCAGGUAGAUUUUACUUUGAGGUCCAGGUUAAAGAAAAGACUGGAUGGUUUGUAGGAGUGGCCAGAGAGUCCAUCGACAGAAAAGGUCUGACAGAGCGGACCACUGGGAAUGGCUACUGGACUCUUUACUACAACAAGGAUGGGUUGGUAUUUAGUGAUAAACCUGCUGUCCGUCUCCCUCUGAGAGCUGAGCUCCAGAAGGUGGGGGUGUUGGUUCAUUAUGAUGAGGGUCUGGUCUCCUUCUAUGAUGUGGAAGCCAGGGUUCAUAUCUACUCUGCUACUGGCUGCAGCUUCACUGAGCCUCUCUAUCCAAUCCUCUGCCCAUGUGUUAAUUAUGAAGGUAACAACUCUGCCCCCCUCAUCAUCUCACCUGUCGAUCAAACAGACUAGGACCUUGGUUUGGUAAUACAACAUACAAACAACCAAAACAACUCAUUGUAUAUCCUGAAUGAUAAUCUCUACUAUGUGAUAUCUGAGAGAACUGCAUUAAUGUCAUACUGCUGUCAUUUAACGAGCUUAAGUACUUUGAGAAUCGAACCCCAGUUGUUGAAUACAACCCUUUAUAAAGGGCAAGAUUACACUUUUGUCUAUUUUUUCCAGAUUUUUUUUAUAUGGUUAACGCUAUUGUUAACAGUUGCAGUUAUGAAGAACAUCCUUAGAGCAUUCAUUUGUAUACAUAAUAAUUGUAUUAACAUUUCUAUUGGUUUUAACUUCUGGAUAAUGAAUGACAAAACAAUACAAUUGUCUUACUUUUCAAAUUCUAAUAGAAGGAAAAAUAAUGAAUUUGUAGUCCUACAUUAUCAUUGUAAUAGAUAAUUUAAGUGAAAUAGAUACAUUCCAGUCUAAUAGUGCUCAGUAGAAAUGCUGUCUGUGUAAUACAAAAGAUACAUUUGUUUGUCGCCUAAAACAGUAAUUUUCAUCAUUUGAGAUCGAUGGAACGUUUAAAAUCGUUAAAUAAACAAAGCUCACAGUGACUACAUGUAAAGAUUCCCCCCAUGUCUGUGAGUAAUGUGACUUUGUCUUGUCGUCUCUCCUCUCUCCAUCCUGCUCUUUCCUAACUCUGCCCUCCUCUGUAGCUAAUCUAGGAUUGUGUUUAUCAUUGUCUUGCAUUACAUUAAUUACUUAUGGUCUAAAUCAUUCACAAAGUGUGUCAUUAGUCUCCUUUUAGAAAUAUUAUAAUUAUUAUUAUUAUUAUAAUUUGCUGUUGCCUUUUAUGCUUCAUUUUGUUGAUUUAGAUAAUUGUUCAUUUUUUUUACCAGUAGAUACACUGAAUUCUCAUUUAAAGGGUGAUCUUUAAGCUAUGUUUAAUAUGAUCAAGAGGGAGGAAUGUAGAAUGUUGGUGUGUUUUAGUGUCUCUCUGUGUUCACAUCUCUUAGUCUAGGAACAGGCCAGUGCCUCUCCUACUGUACGAGGUGUUAUUUCCAACAUUCUGUCAUUUGUGAUGUCCCGACAAGGACGAACCAACCCUGUUGUCUGGGACAUAGCCAGGGCCGUAUACCUUAUCAAGGGAGACUGUUAUUUUGUUAUUCACGCUUUCUUUCCUAUAAUACUGGCCCCAACCCUUUGGUUCGGUGAGAAGAGGGAUGGACAGCCAAGGAGCACGUCUGGAGACUGCUCCUCACCUCCUACACUGAGACUAUCCCACCUAAGUCUGUACCUGUGCUGUAUUACAUCCUCCAAUAAACCUUCUAUUCAACCCUCGGAUCCAACCUGGCAAGUUGCUUUGAUUUCCACUUCAAGAAUUACUACUACGAGGAGAAAUACACAACGCAGAGUCUUUACUCUGCGUAACUUAUCACCGCUGUAUCAGCUGUUCUUUCCCAAAUAAUUUAACCAACGUUAUCAUUUACCCUAAAUGUGAUUUUGUUUUGGAAGGUUGGGAUAUAACCUGCUUUGCUCGAGUUUAUCGUUGUUAUUAAUAUUUUCAUGCAUGGUAUAGCCUACUACAGUGUUCAUUCAUGCAGCCCCUAUGGAAAACAUGUUGCAGCUCCGACCUGCCGUGGUACGUCCAAAUAG